GGUUUUCGUUCGUUUUGCAUCACUAUCGUCAGGGGUUCGUGAUACGCUCGCCAGUUGAAAAUUUUUCGUCUAACAUUCGGAACAACAAAGCGACAAGUCACCAGACAGCAGCAACAUGUCGGCCUUAAAGCUGGAGACCGCCCCGUUUGAUCCACGUUUCCCGAACCAGAACGUGACUCGUUACUGCUACCAGUCGUACAUCGACUUCCAUCGUUGCCAGAAGAAGCGCGGCGAGGACUUUGCACCAUGCAACUAUUUCCAAAAGGUGUACAAGUCGAUGUGCCCCAAUGCCUGGGUGGAGAAGUGGGACGAUCAGCGUGAGAGCGGCACAUUCCCGGGCCGCAUCUAAGCCCUUCCGGUCCUGGCCCCACAAUCCCAGAAAAUAGAAGCAGAAGCAGAGUAAAAACACCAACACCAACACGACACGUAAAAACAACAACACAACCCAACCAGAGCUGAGCAGAGGGUUGUCUCCAACAUCCAAGAGCCAGGAUAUCUAGCAAUUGCAGCAGUAAUGUCACACUGUCACCAAACUGUUUCUGUUUUUAGUUGCCGACGGUGAAAAGCAUUGACAAAAUACAAAUAAACAAUUGUUCAAUUCUGUGAAUACCAA
Drosophila obscura is the source of this 613-nucleotide messenger RNA. RefSeq names its product cytochrome c oxidase subunit 6B1 (gene COX6B). The record is from RefSeq and is a predicted model, not a curated record. The coding region runs from base 116 to 349 and encodes 77 amino acids. NCBI's taxonomy places the organism in Eukaryota, Metazoa, Arthropoda, Insecta, Diptera, Drosophilidae. Gene Ontology annotation, cellular component: respiratory chain complex IV; mitochondrion. The transcript is spliced from 2 exons.